AUGGAAAAGUCAGUCCUGCUGGUCAUGGUCAUUAGCUUGUCUGUGCUGACGAUACUGUCAGCAGAUCAUUCUCAGUGCCGUCGCUUGCUUGACUUUGUGUGUGUUGUGGAUGGUUCCGAUAGUAUCAGCGAGGAUGACUUUCAGACCUUACGGGAGGUGGUAGAAGAAAUGGUUGACUUGUUCCAGAUAACAUCCGGGGAGGUCCGUAUGGGAAUUGUCGUAUUCAGUUCAAACAUUUCCAUGACGCAACGCCUUACGUCCAACAGGGGUAAACUGAAAGCAAAAAUUCGACAACUGCCACACCCACAAGACGGAACUAACACGGCACAAGGAAUUAAGAUGAUGCGUGAUAUUUUCAAUUCUGACUCGUUAAGAAGAAAACGCCCCGGUAUUCCUGCUGUGGGUAUGGUUCUAACAGACGGUCGCUCCAAAAAUAUGCGUAAAACCUUAAAACAGGCGAUGAAAGCGAAGGAAAACGGCAUCGAAAUGUUUGCUGUAGGGAUUUCAGACCUGGUUAACAGGACAGAACUGAAUGGAAUAGCUUCCCGGCCAGAAAAUACCUUGACUGUCAAAUCCUUCAACCAGCUGAGAGACUCCAUGGAUCGUCUGGUGAAAAUGGUUUGUCCGACUACAACGACCACAACAACCACGACCACAACUACCACAACCACGCCCACAACUAUCACUACCACGCCCAUAAUUACCACUACCACGCCUACAACUACCACUACCACGCCCACAACGACCACUACCACGCCCACAACGACCACUACCACGCCUACAACGACCACUACUACGACCAAAGCUACCACUACCAUGCCGAAAAAGGCUAGUUGGAUCAAAGAUAAAUGUGUGUUACGGCCACAUUUGAAAUCCUAUCGAUAUCACGGAUUACGGAACUGUCGUGCUUAUUGGAAGUGUAAAAAUGGAAGAUCGGUUGCAAAAUGCUGUGCUAAGGGAUAUCGGUAUAAGAUUUGGCGAGGCAAGGGUAGUUGUGUAAAAGACCCCGGAUGUCAGGAUGACUGCCCACCGUCUAUUACACUGGUUUCAAAAUGUGAGACACGGAUGGUGUUUGGUAACGCUAAAGUCUACGAGCAAUUCAUUAAAGGAUGGAAAAUGUGGGUUCCUCGUCCAUGUGCACCCGGAAGUCUGUAUAACGCGGAUAAAUGCGCGUGCACUGGACAUGAAUCUCACAUUCCCCGCAGACGGAAAUGUAAACCGGAAGUAUACCUACCAUUUACAAAGGAUCUCAGGGAUCAUUCCGGAUCUCACAGCUAUGUUCAAAACUAUAAUGUAAAAGUGACAAGGAAGGGUUAUGCAUAUUUCAAUGGCCGGUCAAAGCUUGUCAUUCCCAGAUAUUCAAAUGCAGAUUUCAAAGAGAUUGUUAUAAAGAUCCGUUUCAAGGUCAAAAGGUCAAAAAGGCCAGCUAGCAAGAGGAGCAGACUGUCCGCCUUGGUCAGUAACAGUGACUGUUGUAACGAGGACGCCUCGCUGAUGAUGAUCCUAAGUAAAUCCUAUGUUCAUUAUAUGGCAAUAUCACAAAAUCGCAAGAUGUGUUCAUUUAAUCUUCCCAAAUGUGAUGGAUGGAACGAUGCCUACUUCAUCUACGAUGCAGAAAAGGUGUAUGGCAGCUGUAAUAAAAAGAUGAAGUCACGUCCUUUACACGGGCGUAUCAAACGGACACACACAGGCAUCCAUAUCGGUUAUGGAAGGGGAUUUGACAGCUUCAGGGGUUAUAUUGAUGAGGUAUGA
This is a messenger RNA of Ylistrum balloti, 1752 nucleotides long. Its product is annotated as protein PIF-like. The coding region runs from base 1 to 1752 and encodes 583 amino acids. Lineage: Eukaryota; Metazoa; Mollusca; Bivalvia; Pectinida; Pectinidae. The record is from RefSeq and is a predicted model, not a curated record. The transcript is spliced from 8 exons.